Abrus precatorius (Indian licorice) is the source of this 780-nucleotide messenger RNA. RefSeq names its product zinc finger protein CONSTANS-LIKE 2-like. The transcript is spliced from 3 exons. Bases 37 to 780 code for a protein of 247 amino acids. Gene Ontology annotation, molecular function: protein binding. Gene Ontology annotation, biological process: regulation of flower development. The record is from RefSeq and is a predicted model, not a curated record. NCBI's taxonomy places the organism in Eukaryota, Viridiplantae, Streptophyta, Magnoliopsida, Fabales, Fabaceae. Gene Ontology annotation, cellular component: nucleus.
AACUGCUUCCAUUUCAUAAUUUUGAUCCACACCGCCAUGUAUGCACCCUCCAACACCGGAUCAACCCUCCCCUCUCCUUCCCCUCUAAUGCACCACAGCUUCCCUGAACUCACCGAGUUUGAGACUCUCUCCCAACUCAACAACUCGGAGACGAGUUACUACUACAACAGCCAUAGUUGUGGCAGUGGUUAUAGCAGCUAUGGUGGGUCACCCAUUUCUCUGGCGAGUCCCACUUUGAUGCAGAGAAGUGUUAGCAGCCAUUCCCUCCAAUUCCAUCAUCACAAUAGUGGCACCCACCACCCCUUCACUGCUCUAUUCGCUGAGCUCCUUGACUCCGACGACGCCCCCGUCAGAAGAACUUCCAGUACUGGUGAUCUGCAGGGGGUUAAUGGAAUGCAACAGAAUCAUCACUUGGAUAGUCCAUUGUCAAGCGAGAGCAGUAUGAUCAUCGAAGGGAUGAGCAGAGCCUGUAGAUAUAGUCCGGAGGAGAAGAAGGUCAGAAUUGAGAGAUACAGAAGCAAGAGGAACCAGAGGAACUUCAACAAGAAAAUUAAGUAUGCAUGCAGGAAGACAUUGGCAGACAGCAGGCCACGCAUUAGAGGACGGUUUGCGAGAAAUGAUGAAACAGAGAAGAACACUACAAUUCAGUGGAGCCAAAUUGGUGGUGGAGAGGAAGAGGAUGAGGAAGAUGAGAAUUGGGUCAGUGUCUUAGAUUCCAUAGUUGCUGCUAAUCUUGUUCAGGAGUCUCAAGGCAGUUCCUCUUAUGGUUUAUUAUAUUAG